Messenger RNA from Penicillium vulpinum, 1104 nucleotides. RefSeq lists its product as uncharacterized. The record is from RefSeq and is a predicted model, not a curated record. The transcript has a single exon. Bases 1 to 1104 code for a protein of 367 amino acids. NCBI's taxonomy places the organism in Eukaryota, Fungi, Ascomycota, Eurotiomycetes, Eurotiales, Aspergillaceae.
AUGCAGCCUUCCGAGUACUCUCCACGGGAUACAGAUCCACCCGAAACUGCAGCUUCAACCGCCCUCAUUCUCAUGCCGUCAAACCCAGCACCAAAGGGAUGGAAGCACACCAUAACUAAUCCCAAUCCCAACCUCGACGCGCCUCUAGAAAGUCUCCCGCCUGAGAUCAGACGACACCUGCUCUCCAUGAUGGAACUUGACGCAUUGAAAUCUUUGGUUCAUGCAUCUCCAGUAUUUCAUCAACAGUACUUGCUGGACCGAAAAUGGGUUCUGUGUCGAUCCCUUGCAGCAACCUUGCGCAGUAACAGUCUCAUCUAUGAGGUUCGCGCGGUGUAUGAGUCCGGCUUAAAGACCUUUUGGGACACACGCACUAAACCCACCGUGAAACAGUUCGUCAAAGCAUAUCGGCAAGGCCGCUCCUCCUCCCACAACUCCCCCUUCAGUGAGGCGGUGACUCUCAGCAAAGAGCUCACGCUGGAAGAAGUCCUCUAUCUGGCGAAGUUUCAUUUCCUGAUUAUCCAGCCUCUCAUGCAGAAAUACAUCAACUGUACAUCGACAUUUCUCACGGUUGGACUACAUGUUCCCUAUGAUCAGAAGAAGGGCGGUUUGCGUGAAAUUGAAGAAAUGCGCCUACUGCGGGCUUUUUACCGGUUCCAAAUUUGCUGCAACCUGUUCGGUCAUGGCUACAACGGACGAAACUUCAGAGGUGCGCCUGGAUUCGCGGCAAUGGAGGUAUCAGCAUUGCUUGAGUCACUCUUCGAACCUUGGGAAAUUGAAGGAAUCGUUUGCAUUUACGAGUUUGUGAUAGGGUCCUACGAACGUGUUCUCCCUGUCGACUGGAAUGGGCAUUCGCCAUUCCCCCGACAAUACCAAUAUCCCUUUUUCCUACAGCGGACCCGAUUCCUGACAGAUUUGAGUGAGAUUUUCCAGCUACCCACAUUUAUGAUUGCAUGUAGUACAACUAACACUAUCUUCCAACAGCACACGGGAUUCUAUUUGGGACGAUCUCACGAGGCCUUGGGCGCUUCCGUGACCUGCUAUUCACGGAUACACAUACUUCACACUCCAGGUGGACCAUUCAAAAUAUCAACGUUGAUUCAAUGA